Molecule: messenger RNA, 1200 nt
Organism: Symbiodinium necroappetens
Lineage: Eukaryota; Dinophyceae; Suessiales; Symbiodiniaceae
Source: the annotation of a GenBank genome assembly
GCCGAGGAGAUGAGCGGGGGAGGCGGCGAGGAUGCCACAACAGAGCCCGCCGAAGUGAUUCACCAGCCUGCCCCCGAUGAGGCCAUGGAUGCCGAAGGGGAGUUCGCGGUGCGUAUGGUGGAAACCGUGGACGCUUCGUGGCACGAGGCCUGGGAGACCACCGCCUACGGGGACGCCGAGGACUUUGAGGGCGAAGAGCCGCCCGACCUUAGCCCCGAGGACCUUGCAGAGCUGGACGACCAGGCUGAGAUCGAGGAGCUCACCCGCCUGGAAGGCAUGAACGUGCUUAUGGAGCCGGACCCCAGGCAGUACCGCUGGGCCUCGGAUAUGCUCGAGGAGGACACCUUCAGCCCAGGGAGUGUGAGUACCUUGGCGCGUUUGGUGCCGCUUCUGGCCCAGAAGUGGGGCACCCCGAUCUACAUCAUGGACGUCAAGGACGCCUACCUGUGUGUUCCCCAGCCGGAGGACGAGCCUGUGGUUGUGACGGCCCGGUCCUACGUGAACAAGCGCCCAGAAUGGUAUCACCAGCUGGCCGGCGACCUCAACAACGCCAGCCUGGAAUCCAUGCCAGAGGUGCCAACUCUUUACAGAGCCAAUGGCAAGGAGGAGCGCUAUGUGGCACAGGUGCACGUGGAUGAUAUUAUGGCCACCGGGGAUGCUGAGCCCCACGGCCAGGUGGAGAAGAACCUUACGGACCGGUACACCGUGAAGAUUGCCGGCCCCUACCAGCAGCCCGGCGCCGGCGGGGACGAGUUCGAGUUUCUCAAGCGACGGUACCAGAUCCAGAGCGAUGGUUCCAUCACUGUUCGGGCCCCGGUGCGGCUGUACAACGACCUCUUCGAGCUGGCCGGCCGACCCAAGGUGAAAGCAACCCCCGGACCAAGCGGCCAAGACGAUAUGUUCGCCACCGACGCCACUGAGGAGCUGAACCCGCGCGAGGCCACAGCCUACAGGACUAUGUUGGGAAAGGUGCUCUAUAUGAGCAACGAGCGGCCGGACGCCCAAGCGGUUAUCCAGAACCUUUCCUCCCGGACGGCCAAGCCAACAGCCAAGGCGAUGAAGUUGAUGAAGCACCUGGUCGGUUACCUUUGGGGAACCCAGGGCUAUGGUGUUAACUUGUGCCUGGCCCCCGACAAGUCUGUGAUGAACUUCGCGCGCAGCAAGCUGACCCCCGACGAGCCCAUCACCGAGCACCUUGUG